GCUCCACUUCAGAAAAUAGCCCGAACUUUUAAACUUAGGCAAAUCUCUCUAUUUCCCCUCCCCGCUCCUACAGACUAAAACCAAGCGGCCGGAGCUGGAAAGUGAAAUUCAACGAUUGGCUGUAUAAAACCCUAGUCGGGGUUUAUGCCUUAGGUACCAUGUUCAUAGAAUCAAUUUACGGUAUACAAGUUCAGAGACUCUUCCAUUGAGGCAAAAUUCAAAACCCCAAAACCCCAACUCCGAAUAUUGUUUGUUGUUUAUUUAUGCUUAUUUGUUUCUCCCAUCACCAUCACCAUCACAUAUCUUCACCCAUUCCUGAAUAAAUCAACUAUGUCGCAAGAAGCAACGAUUCAAGAUCCUAGAGUUACAUGGGAAGGCUGUAGCGUCUUGCUCGACAUCAACGACGGCGACCGCCUAGUGUUUGCUCGUCUCUCCGCCGGCUCGACUUUGAAAAUUGGGAACAAUAAGUGCUCUCUGCAGCCCUUGAUCGGUUGUCCGUUCGGUUCUUUGUUUCAAGUUGAACAUAAAUCGAGUGGACCAUAUUUAUCUCGCGUUCUUUCAGCCACACAAGGUAAUAAUGUUCAAGAAGCUUGUACAGUAAAAGAUGAGUCAAAAGACAAUCGGGCACUAGUAGAUGAUAAUAAAGCACAAAAUCUUACUGGAGAAGAUAUUGACGCAAUGCGGAGACAGGGUGCAAGUGGUGAUGAAAUAAUUGAUGCUCUUAUUGCUAAUAGUUCAACAUUUGAGAAGAAAACAUUGUUUUCACAAGAGAAAUAUAAGCUUAAGAAACAAAAAAAAUAUGCUCCCAAAGUGCUUUUGAGGCGUCCUUUUGCUCGAAGUAUAUGUGAGGCGUACUUCAAGAAAUAUCCUGCUAGAAUUGGGUACUUGCGAGUGGAUGCUUUAUCUCUUCUACUUUCCAUGGCUAAUGUUAGUGCUCAUUCAGAUGUCCUUGUUGUCGAUAUGGUUGGUGGUCUUCUCACUGGUGCUGUAGCGGAACGUUUGGGAGGUUCUGGUUACACGUGCAAUGCAUAUUUUGGAGCUGCACCGUACUCUAUGGAUAUUGUGAGAAUAUUCAACUUAAGUGAUAAAAUUUGUGAAAGGAUUGUGCAAUGUCCUCUCACAGAUCUCUGUUCAGCUCCAAAUGGAACUGCUGAGCAAAUUGGAAAACAUAAAGGUGUAUGUGGCAUGGAAACACAGUCAAAUGAACACUUGUCUUCUCAUGAUUCACCUGCACAUGCAAGCGGCAUUGAACAAAUAUCUCUCUCAUCUGGAAAUGGGAUGCCAGACCUUACUACAUAUACAAUUGCUUCUGCGGUGGCAAAACCCUGGAAAUCUGCAAAAGCUGGAGAGAGUGCCUCAAAAGAGACCAUUUCAUCAUGGAAGAAAAAUGGAUUUUCAAGCUUAAUUGUUGCUGCACCAGACAUGGAUGCAUGGAAUAUCAUUCGAGAACUUCUGCCCCUUCUAUCAUAUUCAGCUCCUUUCACCAUUUAUCACCAGUAUCUUCAGCCUUUGGCAACAUGCAUGCAUAAUCUACAAAUUGGGAAAAUGGCAAUUGGCAUGCAAAUUUCAGAGCCUUGGUUGCGUGAAUAUCAGGUUCUUCCGUCAAGAACGCACCCAUGCAUGCAGAUGAGCGGAUUUGGUGGCUACAUUCUGAGCGGGAUUAAGAUCUGUGACACUGAAUCACCGCUCCAGUAGUAGUAAUUGCCAUCAUGAUUGGCCUAUAUACUAGCUGUUGUUUAUUUACAUUUAGGUAGUCCAUUUUUUUUAUUUUAUAUACCAUUAUGCUUUCUUCCCUCCCUUUAGAUUAAACUCUGGUCGAACUAUUGGAUUGACCCUUGGGGUCAUGUAUAUUCAAGGGCAUGCUAAUGUUCCUAACUUAUUAGAAAAAUUUAUAAAAUAAUAUUGCAUAUGCAAUGUGACAUCUAA
Messenger RNA from Malania oleifera, 1926 nucleotides. RefSeq lists its product as uncharacterized. The record is from RefSeq and is a predicted model, not a curated record. Gene Ontology annotation, cellular component: tRNA (m1A) methyltransferase complex; nucleus. NCBI's taxonomy places the organism in Eukaryota, Viridiplantae, Streptophyta, Magnoliopsida, Santalales, Ximeniaceae. Bases 331 to 1695 code for a protein of 454 amino acids. The transcript is spliced from 13 exons. Gene Ontology annotation, biological process: tRNA methylation.